GUGUUUGUCCACCAAGUGGGUAAAAGACCAUUAUAUACCACCCACUGAGACUCAGCCUGGCGACGACCCACCAUAUCAACAUGAAGUGUCCGGGAGUUGGCAUGGAGAUUGCCAAAACCCUGGAAGGGAGGAUCAUGUUAUUUGAUGGUGGGAUGGGAACAAUGAUCCAGAAACUGAAGUAUGAUGAAGAUGAGUUCCGUGGAGAAGAGUUUAAAAACCAUUCAAAGUCAUUGAAAGGUAACAAUGACCUUCUGACCAUUACACAACCUGAUGCCAUCUUCAAAAUUCACAAGGAUUAUUUAUUAGCUGGAGCAGAUUUUGUUGAAACAAAUACAUUUAGUGGAACAAGAGUAGCCCAAGCAGAUUAUGGCUUGCAACAUAUAGUCUACAGAUUAAAUAAAGAAUCAGCAGAAUUAGCUAAAAAAGCAGCUAAGGAGGUCAUGCAAGAGACAGGUGUCCGUCGCUACGUUGCAGGAGCUCUAGGUCCAACAAAUCGCACAUUAUCCAUAUCGCCAUCUGUUGAACUACCAGAAUUCAGAAACAUCACUUUUGAUGAACUAGUAGAGGCCUAUAUAGAGCAAGCCAAGGGACUACUUGAUGGUGGUGCUGAUGUUUUGAUUGUGGAAACUAUAUUUGACACCCUCAAUGCAAAGGCUGCCCUCUAUGGUAUUCAGCUCAUUUUUGAAACUGAAUACGAGCCAGUUCCUGUAUUUGUUUCUGGUACUAUAGUUGACAAAAGUGGUAGAACCCUAUCUGGCCAAACCGGCGAGGCCUUCAUUAUUAGUGUUUCUCACGUAAAGCCAAUGUGCCUCGGCCUCAACUGUGCCCUUGGUGCCACCGAAAUGAGACCCUUUAUAGAAGCCAUUGGAAACUUUACACCAGCCUAUGUUAUAUGCUAUCCUAAUGCAGGUUUACCAAACACUUUUGGAGAUUACGAUGAAACCCCUGAGAUGAUGUCUGCUCAUCUUGCUGAAUUUGCGAAAGACGGUCUGUUGAAUAUAGUGGGAGGUUGUUGUGGUACAACGCCGGAACACAUCAAGGCAAUCAAGGAAGCUGUUAGCAUCUAUAAGCCAAGGGUUCCUCCUAAGACUAUUCAUCCUGAAGCCUUGUUAACAUCAGGCCUUGAGCCCAUGAUAAUGGAGAAGCAUCUUUUGUUUGUCAACAUUGGUGAAAGGUGCAAUGUAGCAGGUUCCCGGAGGUUUGCUAAGCUCAUCGCUAAUAAUAAAUAUGAG
This is a messenger RNA of Anneissia japonica, 1232 nucleotides long. Its product is annotated as methionine synthase-like. The transcript has 8 exons. Lineage: Eukaryota; Metazoa; Echinodermata; Crinoidea; Comatulida; Comatulidae. The record is from RefSeq and is a predicted model, not a curated record. The annotation marks the transcript as partial.